This is a messenger RNA of Homalodisca vitripennis (glassy-winged sharpshooter), 1308 nucleotides long. Its product is annotated as fibroin heavy chain-like. The record is from RefSeq and is a predicted model, not a curated record. The transcript has 3 exons. Lineage: Eukaryota; Metazoa; Arthropoda; Insecta; Hemiptera; Cicadellidae. Bases 1 to 1167 code for a protein of 388 amino acids.
AUGGACGGAAACUGUCGAGGCGGGCCUGGCGGCGCGGCGCGGCGGCGCGGGAGGAGCGUGUUGCACUCUCUUUCUCUGUUAGGGGGGCUGAACGGGGGCCAGGGCCGGCCUUGGAGUGUUGUAUUUAUACUGACGCUGAGGAAGCGCUCCACAGUCACCGACAUCAUCAGGAUGUACACCGUGGUAGUUUUAGUGGCCACUGUCGCCCUGUUCGCCCAGUCCGGACGGGCAUCCCCCAGUGGAGCGCACUACGGCGGUGGUGCAGCUGGUUACGGAGGAGCAGGUUACGCAGGAGCAGGUUACGCUGGAGCAGGCUACGGGGCAGCAGGCUAUGGUGCGGGCUAUGGAGCAGGCUACGAUGGACCCAAGUACCACGGACCUCAAGCCCUGCCUGUAGUGUUGGCCGACGGUCACAUUGCGGACACCCACGAAGUAGCCGCGGCUAAGAGCGCCCACCUGGCAGCUGUAGCCAAGGCAGCCGCUCACAGUGGAUAUGGAGGGUACGCAGGAGGAUACGAUGACGGUAGCUACUAUGAUGGUGCAGGACAUGGAGCAGGAUACGGUGCUGGAGCUGGACACGCUGCUGGACUUGCCGGAUACGCUGCUGGAGCUGGAUAUGCCGGAGCUGGAUACGGUGCUGGAGCUGGAUAUGGUGCUGGAGCUGGGUACGGUGCUGCUGGACACGGAGCUUAUGACGGACCGAAAUAUAAUGGACCUCUCGCCGUCCCUGUGGUUCUUGCCGACGGACACAUCGCAGACACUCAUGAGGUAGCGGCCGCCAAGGGUGCCCAUCUCACUGCUGUCGCUAAAGCCAAGGCUCUCACCCAUGCUUCUGGUUACGCCGGCGACGGCUACGGAUAUGGUGCAGGAGCUGGAUACGGAGGAGCUGGAUAUGGUGCAGGAGCCGGAUACGGAGGAGCUGGAUAUGCUGGAGCAGGAUACGCUGGAGCUGGAUACGCAGGAGCUGGAUAUGCCGGUCACGGUGGUGCUGGGUACGGCGCUGGGGCUGCAUACCACGGUCCUACAGCCAAGCCAGUUGUCCUCCCUUCUGGUUAUCUGGCCGACACCCAUGAGGUAGCCGCUCUCAAAGGAGCUCAUCUCGGCGCCUUGGCUAAGGCCUCCCAUAGUCACGCCGGGUGGGCUCCCAGCGGCCAUGGUUACCACUAAGAACAACUGACUUACCGACUGCUGUGAUACCAGGAUACUGUAAAUACGUCACCUGUUAGAGUAUAACGUUUUUAUGUUCAUUAUAAUUUAAUUUUUAUAUUUAUACGCAAGCGAAGGUCAGUAAAUACUAACCUUUUUAAA